UCGCUCUCACUGUCGAGCUAUUCGCCUCUCUUUUCCUCCUCUGCUACCAUUCCAUUUCUCAAGAGAUCCCUUCCUCGGAGGCAGAACUGAGGCUGAUUGUGGAUUGCUGAGCACGGGCCUGAUUGAGAUGUCAUGUGGAUAAGCUGCUUGCUCUGAGGUGACAGGAAAUCACACAAUCUACAGCAUUUAACUCCCAACACUCGGAUGCCCUUAACAGGAAUUCAGGGGGAAGGAUGAAAACCUCAGCAGCUAAGAAACCGGCGGUGUCUUGACUUCAAAGGAGGGGUUGGAUGUUAUUUCAUUCCCUCUACCGCCCCCAGUCAAUCAAAGGUGGAGCUGAUUGCAACAACUGGAAUGGAUUGAUUCACAUACAGAACAUGGGAAGCAGCUUUAACAUCUAUGAGAUUGCUCAUUCACUGGAUGCAUCUUAUGGGACAAUUUUUAGGAGUGGCAAUAUGACUGGAAGACACCUCCAUUACUGAGGACAGGAAAAUGCAGCUGUUUAACUCUACAGGUGAAGAGGAUCUGCCAGCGAACAGCAGUGACACUUGGGUGGGUAAUGUGGAGCAGGUCCUGGUCCCAAUAUUAGAUAUAUUGAUUCUGGUGUUUGGGGUGGGGGGGCACACCAUGGUGAUGGUGAUCCUGUGUGGGAGGCAGAGGAGAGGGCCUCCCCAAAGCUCAAUGACAGGCACAGGUACAGACGUCCUCCUGCUGGCUCUGAGCUCUGCAGACCUUCUGUUGCUCUCCAUGCUUCCCUUCCACACUGUCGCCAUCGCCAUGCAGCAAUGGCCAUUUGGGAACAUCAUGUGUCGUCUGGUGGGCUUCUUGGGAUCGGCCUGUUCUUCGGCUAGCAUCUUCACACUCGCCACGCUGGCUGUGUCGCGCUAUCUGACUGUGGUGAAGCCUGCCAGAGCUUACAGCCUCCUCUCUCAUCGCCGGGUCUCUAUAACUGCUGCGCUGCUCUGGGUCCCCGCCUGCUGCCUGGCGACUCCCCAGCUGGUUUUUCGCUCUGUGGGAAUCCCACGCAGCACCCCUGAUGGCCUCACUUGCUUCGCUUUCCUGUCCCACAGAGACCAGAUGAUCUAUGGAUUGUUUCACUUCCUCAUGGCCUUCUUGCUUCCACUGGUCACCAUUGCGGUGGCAUACGGCAGCAUCUACAUGUUCCUGUGGCGGAGACGGCAAGCUGGCAGGGCCCCUCAAGUAGAGCACCACCAGAGCAAGGUGACCCUGACAUCCGCCAUGCUGGUGCUGGCUUUCACCCUGUGCUGGCUACCGUCCUACGGCCUGACACUGGCCUUACUGGUGGAUGAAAGGUCAGGGGCCACUGGCACUUCACCACGUUACGGCCCCUUCAGUGUGUUUGCACGGUUCAUGGCCUCCUCCUCUACAGUGAUCAACCCCAUCCUCUAUGUGCUCAUGUCCGAAAAGUUCAGACAGGACCUACUGGGGCUGUUCAAGAGGGGAGGGCAAAGAGCCAGUGGGACUGCCUGACAGUAUUAGUAUCAGCACCUUUCCUGAUGUAACUGACCACCUGACACACAACCACUGAACAAAUCCUGACUACUGAGAAUUAGAAUGAAACAAUUACAGAAAGACUCAUAUGAAGGAAAUGGACACUACCAUUACCCUCAUGAGGAAAGUCUACUUCACAAGGCAAAACAACAGCGUACUUCACUCAAAGACAAGACAUUACCUCUUAAAAACAUUCACUUUGUUAGUCUGAAGAUGAAACGGUUUGCCCUGGGAGGUGCUGCUCUACAGGGACAGUAGAACAAACAAUCCUGGAUCAUGUACUCCUUGUAAAAACAGAUUAAAGAAAAGGCACUUUGGUAAAACA
Thunnus maccoyii (southern bluefin tuna) is the source of this 1837-nucleotide messenger RNA. RefSeq names its product delta-type opioid receptor. The record is from RefSeq and is a predicted model, not a curated record. The transcript is spliced from 2 exons. Lineage: Eukaryota; Metazoa; Chordata; Actinopteri; Scombriformes; Scombridae. Gene Ontology annotation, cellular component: membrane. Gene Ontology annotation, molecular function: G protein-coupled receptor activity. Gene Ontology annotation, biological process: G protein-coupled receptor signaling pathway; immune response. The coding region runs from base 493 to 1491 and encodes 332 amino acids.